Parus major (Great Tit) is the source of this 1989-nucleotide messenger RNA. RefSeq names its product nodal homolog. The record is from RefSeq and is a predicted model, not a curated record. Gene Ontology annotation, cellular component: extracellular region. Lineage: Eukaryota; Metazoa; Chordata; Aves; Passeriformes; Paridae. The coding region runs from base 19 to 1260 and encodes 413 amino acids. Gene Ontology annotation, molecular function: growth factor activity; cytokine activity; type I activin receptor binding. Gene Ontology annotation, biological process: BMP signaling pathway; SMAD protein signal transduction. The transcript has 3 exons.
CGGGUGGCCCGGGCAGACAUGCGGGUCCCGCUCCGCUCCGUGCCCGCGCUGGCGCUCUGCGCCCUAGCCCUGUUCUGCCUGGGCUGCGCUCCGACCCGGGCACUCACCUGGGCACCGACCGGAGCAUCCACCUGGGCACCGACCGGAGCAUCCACCGGGGCACUCACCUGGGCACCGACCGGAGCAUCCACCCGGGCGCUCCCCUGGGCACCGACCCUCGCCCCGGCCCGCUCCCCGCCGCGCUGCCCCGCGCUGAUGCUGCAGCUGCUCCGCGCCCCUCCCGCCCCGCUCCGCGCCGCCGCCGCCGCCGCUCUCAGCCUCUCCCCACACGGGUCCCUGCAGAACGGCUCCCGCUGGGCGCUCUCCUUCGACAUGUCCUCCCUCUCCAGCAGCCAGGAGGUGAACCUGGCUCAGCUCCGUGUCCGCCUGCCCGGCCUCUCCCGUGCCCACAACGUGUCCCUGGACAUCUACCACAGCCAGCGGCGCAGGUGCCGGGGAGAUGGGACCUGCGCCCACCAGCUCUUCCUGGGCACCGUGGCUGACAGCCCCUCUGCCACCCAGGCGUCCUGGAAGGUCUUUGAGGUCACCAACCUGCUGCGGUCCUGGCUCCACCAAGCCGCGGUCGCUGGGCACCGCGGUCCCACGGGAAGGGGGCAGUGGGAGCUGAGCGGGCCGGCUGCCCCGGCCGGCGCUGCCCUCACAGACACCGGCCCCGGGGACCCAGCGCUGCCCCAGGACGUGGCAGACAGAGUCCUGCUGCUCGUCUUCUCCAAAGACAAGUCUCCGGGGGACCACAGCCUCAUCAGGACCGCGGAGACCUCCAAGUACAUCAUGCGUGACGGCGGGGCGCGGGGCGCGGGGGCGCGCCGGCACCGCAGGAACAGGAUGGAGAGGCAAAGGAUCAAAGCGAGCGACGCUGCCGCGGCCGCCCCGCGGGACCACGGCAGGGCCCUGUGCAGGCGGGUGGACAUGAUGGUGGAUUUUGAGCAGACGGGCUGGGGAAGCUGGAUCGUCUACCCCAAGAAGUACAACGCCUACCGCUGUGAAGGGCUGUGCCCCUCACCCGUGGACGAGACCUUCAAGCCCACCAACCACGCCUACAUACAGAGUUUGCUGCAGCUCUACAAGCCCAACCAGGUGCCGUGUCCCGCCUGCUCCCCAGUCAAGAUGAGCCCCCUCUCCAUGCUCUACUACGAGAAGGGUGAAAUCGUUGUCCGCCACCACGAGGACAUGAUCAUCGAGGAGUGUGGCUGCAACUGAGACCACCCUGCUCCCUGCCAGGAAGGUGCACAUCUGUGCCCCAAAGUGCCCCAGGGACCAGCCACCCAAGGCAGGAGCACUGCACAGAGCAGGGUGUCUCUGAAGGCCGCGCUCCUGGGGGUUGGCACAGCCCUGGCCGGAGCUGGGGAGGAUCGGGUGCCCGGCAGUUCUGCAGCGCUGCACGGCCGCAGUGCCUGGCUGGAUCCGGGCUCCACGUGGAAAAGGCCUCCAGGCACCUCCCUGUGAGAGGAGCAGCUCUGGAGCUGUGGGUGCCUCGUGCUGUGUUUACCGAGGAGCUGUGUGGGACAGAGGCAGAGCUGAGGGGCAGGACUGGGGCACAGCAGCGUUGUUCCCUGCCAUGACAUGGCUCAGGCAAUGCUGCUUCUCCCAGACACAGGAAUCACCAGGAGCCACAGGUUCUCAGGACCCUGCAGCUCCAGUGUCUGGCUAUGCUGAGCAUCCACACCACUGGGAUUUUCCUUCUCCCCUAGGGUUUAGGCAUUUCUCCUAAGAAUUCUAUUAUAUGUCUAUUAAAACUAUCAGAUUUCUAUUGCAGCUCAGACAAGUUAAUGUAUUACCCAGCGUCCAGAGCCCCAGCUGGCAGAUCCAGGUGGGCAGCUGUUACAAACAAGUAACCACAGCUCUGCUCAAGCCUUUUCCCCCUCGCUGGAUGGGGUGGUACGAAAAGGUCACAGCUGUACAAUUCAUCAAUAAAUUAUAUAUAUUAAA